Molecule: messenger RNA, 1055 nt
Organism: Didymella exigua CBS 183.55
Lineage: Eukaryota; Fungi; Ascomycota; Dothideomycetes; Pleosporales; Didymellaceae
Product: NUDIX domain-containing protein
Exons: 2
Coding region: 35-1024 (329 amino acids)
Biological process (GO): coenzyme A catabolic process
Molecular function (GO): acetyl-CoA hydrolase activity; coenzyme A diphosphatase activity
Source: RefSeq, a predicted model, not a curated record
AGCAUGGCUCGCGCAAAGCAGAGCCUUUGCGACCAUGGUGCUUUCCCCGACCUCGACACGAGUGCUCGAACGAUUGCGCGCAUACACUCCACCGCCAACGAAUUACUACAACUGCCCACUAAGCCGGCGCGCUGCCGUGCUAAUUGUCCUCUUUCCCGACCACCAUGGCGACCUCAAGGUCGUCCUCACAAUGCGCAGUGCCUCUUUGAGGAACUAUGCAGGCCAAGCAGCACUUCCUGGAGGAAAGGCAGACUCGCUCUCAGAGACGCCUUGGGACACUGCGCGGAGGGAAGCAGAUGAAGAGAUCGGACUUCCUAUGGACGACAGCAAGUUGAAAGGCUUCACGGUCGAGCACCUCUGCGAACUGCCCGCGAACCUCGCAAAGACAGAGCUUGGUGUGCGGCCCUGCAUAGCAUACCUGUCGCCAAUUACUUCUAGUACCAACGAGGCGCCAUCCAGCGCAACCGACAGCAACUUCGAACACCGUCUGAUUCCCCGUCUCGACCCUAAAGAAGUAGCUGCCGUCUUCACCGCCCCAUUCCACGCCUUCCUGCGCAAAGACUGGCCCGGUCCUGGUCCAGCGCCUAUGCAGAAGAACGGCAAGCCCGAGAAAUGGUACCGAGGAAGCUGGACGGACUGGCACGAAAGCCGCUGGCGUAUGCACAACUUCUACAUCCCCAAGCCGCCGCCCUUGUCCCAGGAGAUGCGCAGGAACGCCGCAAAUUCCCAGCCACCGUCUGGGUCUUCGGAUCAUGGCAGCGGUUCACCUGAGGGCGAUGAUCCGAGGCCGGAACCGAGUGCGUUGGAUGAUCUGACGACGUUCAGGGUGUUUGGUAUGACGGCGAGGAUCCUGGUGGAUGCCGCUAGGGUUGCAUAUGGAGAGGAGCCGGAGUUCGAGCAUAACAGCCAUUUUGGUGAUGAGGGGAUGAUUGGGAGACUGUUGAAGAUGGGCAGGCUGAGUGAGGAGAGGAAGAAGGGGGAGGUGCUGACGAAGGAUGUGCUAAGGCAGGCUAGUAAGAUGUAGAAAAUCUUUAGCACAAGGAGGCAUGUACGUC